AUGUCACGCAACAGGACCCAUCUCAUGUGUCCUUUUUGCAAGACAACUCACUACAGUCUCCCUGAGCACCUCAGGAAAUGCAUGAAUGGUCGCCCACCUGCAGAGCAGAAGAGCGUUCUUGGAGAGGCUAAGAAGAAUGCUCAUAGGCUGCUUAAAGAAGGGCGUCGCAUUGAAUACGGCAUCAUCAGGAGAAUUCUGGACAGCGAUGACCCGGAAGAAAAUUUGAUUCAGGAGUUGGAGACGCGAGGAAUUGUUGUUUAUAACAUCCCUCCACACCUCCCAGAUUCAGCUGCCUCUGCAGCCCCUUCUGUAGCACCUUCUGCAGAGCCAGAUGAAUCAGAUUUUCCUCCUAUCAAACCUGAACCAGACAGCUCUGGGGAAUACUUCCAAGAGUCCACGUCUGCAACACAGAAGACUUCCUUGAGGGAGAAAAUGGCCUCAGCAGGCUUAUAUUUUAAGCAUUCCACAGCACAUCCACUGCUGAAAAGUUUUGCUCACUACUUGGAAGUGGACUUGGAAAAUGACAAUUUCACACAGGAGGUGGAGAAUGUGGCAAGGUUCAUGUAUUUUAUGGACCCCAAACAGCCAAGCCUCCUGUUUGUCCAUCAGACGGAACGGACCAGGGAGUAUUUUAAUACUCUCUCUGAAGUUGGCCUCAGUAAGCAGACUGUGCAUAACUACAUCAAGAGCGUUAAACGGUAA
This is a messenger RNA of Astyanax mexicanus (Mexican tetra), 702 nucleotides long. RefSeq lists its product as uncharacterized. Bases 1 to 702 code for a protein of 233 amino acids. The record is from RefSeq and is a predicted model, not a curated record. The transcript is spliced from 4 exons. Lineage: Eukaryota; Metazoa; Chordata; Actinopteri; Characiformes; Acestrorhamphidae.